CACUUACACAGCUUAUAAGAUAACCAAAAACUGGUAAGUGGUUUUAGGGACAGUGAGAGACAUGUCGAAAGAGAUUCAGCUGCCAGGUUUCAGAUUCCAUCCAACUGAGGAAGAGCUUCUUGAUUUCUACCUCAAGAACAUGGUUCACGGGCAAAAAACAAAAGUAGAAGCCAUUGGUUUUCUCAACAUCUAUCGUCAUGAUCCAUGGGACUUGCCUCGUUUAGCGACAAUAGGGGAGAGGGAAUGGUACUUCUUUGUGCCAAGGGAAAGGAAGCAAGGGGACGGAGGGAGACCAAGCAGGAUAACUGAGAAAGGAUACUGGAAAGCAACUGGGUCUGAUCGUAAGAUCAUAAGCUUGUCUGAGCCAAAACGUAUGAUUGGGCUCAAGAAGACCCUUGUGUUCUACACAGGAAGAGCACCAGGAGGGACCAAGACUGAUUGGGUCAUGAACGAGUUCCGGAUGCCUGACAACCUCACCUUACCAAAGAACGUUGUGCUUUGUAAGAUAUAUAGAAAAGCCACUUCUCUUAAAGUAUUGGAGCAAAGAGCAGAGAAGGAAGUUAAGAUGAAGCAAACACGUCCAAGCUCUCCUCUCACGUCUUCCGAGAACAAUUCUUUUGCUGGAAACGAGAAAGACUUGACGAUGAGUUCGUUCCCGUUUCCUCAACCAGUAGCCAUGAAAGAAGCAAACCACAUCUUAAUGCUUCAAGGGCAUAAUGAAAACUCAACGAACAAAGAGAAACAGAGAGAAGCAGAGAGAAAGGAAUCUUAUUCAUCACUGAAGCUGCCGUGUGGAGUCUUACCACUACCAGAGCUGCAGUUGCCUAAACAAGGAUUCGAAUUGGGACAAGACCAGUUCUUGAGUAUAAGCCCAUGGCUGCAGAAUCUCACGCCUAUAAUUAACAUAUUAUAUUUUUAAUGUAUGUAAAAAACAAAUCUCGUACAAAGAUUAAUUAACCCAUAUACUCACUUUUGGUAUAAACCAUAUUGUGGAUUGCCAUAAUCGAAACCUGAACCGGAACCAAAACCGGAACCGUACCGAACCGGCUCAUUAAGGUUCUAGGUCGGCUAGUAUUUUCCUAAUCCUUAUUGGAUUAUGAUUUGGUGUUUUCUUAUUCCUUGUUGUAGUAGGAUUUGUACUAUUUUCUUUUCCUAGUUGGUUUAGAUUUUUCCUUUUUUAGAAUCUUGUAAUUCCCUAUAUAAGGGAACCUUAUGUUAAUGAAAUAAACACAACCAUUCCCCCC
Messenger RNA from Eruca vesicaria subsp. sativa (arugula), 1244 nucleotides. The record is from the annotation of a GenBank genome assembly. NCBI's taxonomy places the organism in Eukaryota, Viridiplantae, Streptophyta, Magnoliopsida, Brassicales, Brassicaceae.